CUAAUAAAAUUCAAAUUUUAAUAUAUGUAUUUUAAAUAAUAUUUUAAUAAAUAUUUGUUCUUAUCAUAAACAUAUUCUCUCUUACAAUAUUGAUAUUUUAUUUUGUUUAAAAUGACAGUAUUUAUCAUUCAUUAUUAUGGAUGAAGAAGAUUAUUUGUUAACACCUGAAAAUUAUGGGAAUGUUUCAACUGAUAUUUAUAAUAAAGACGAAUAUUCAGUGUCUAAAACUGAUGAUUCGCCGUCAUUAAAAUCUAAUAUCGCAGAAUGUGUUAGUUCAAAAAAUGAAACUAAGAUAAAGGAGAUACCCGAACAUUCUAAAACUUCUGAGAAAUUAAAAUCUGAAUCUAAAGAAGUUUUUGAACAAGUCGAACCCAGCCGUUUUAUUUUGGACUAUAAACCCUGUAGAGAUGUUGAAUGUUUUAAGUGUUUAAAUAAGAUAUCUGAAGGUACUUAUGGGACAGUAUACAGAGCAUUGGAGUUAAAAACUGGAAAAAUAGUUGCAUUAAAACACAUAAAGUAUCACGAUGUCCAGUGGAAAGAAGGAUUCCCAUUAACGAACUUGCGGGAGAUCUCAAUACUGCUACAACUAAAUCACCCUAACAUUUUAUCUGUGAAAGAAAUUGUUACGAAUAAGAAGCACGACCAGUUUUACAUGGUUAUGGAAUAUGUUGAGCAUGAGUUGAAGACUUUAUUAGAAGAAAACAGACCAAAUUUUACAUUGUCUGAGAGAAAAUGUCUCCUCAAGCAACUUCUAGAUGGAAUAAACUAUCUACAUCAGAACUGGGUAAUGCACCGUGACCUUAAAACAACUAAUAUAUUGUAUAAUAACAGUGGAUUGGUUAAGAUUUGCGAUUUUGGAAUGGCUAGGAAAUUCGGUGUUCCUAUUAGGAAAUACACACAUAAUGUAGUUACGCAUUGGUACAGAGCUCCCGAGUUGUUUUUGGGUGAGCCUUAUUAUACCGAAAAAACUGAUGUUUGGAGCAUUGGAUGUAUUUUUGCCGAGCUUAUACUAUCAAGGCCUUUGUUCAUGGGAACAAACGAUGCAGAUACAUUGGAUAAAAUCUUUAGACUCUGUGGAUCUCCGACUGAAGAGAACUGGCCUGGAUUUUCUAAACUGCCAGGCGUUGUUAGUAAUAAAUUUCAAAUACACAAAUAUAGCCCUUCAUUUGAAAGUGUUUUCAAGGUUGGAAUAAUGGGUGGAAUGGUUCAUGGGUCAACUUGUAUGACUGAGUUGGGCCUAGAUUUAUUGAAAAAAAUGUUAAAUAUUGACCCCAACCAAAGAAUAUCCGCCAAAGAUGCUCUUAAUCAUCCUUACAUUACUCAAGAAAAACCAAGAACUCAACCAAUAGAGCUAAUGCCAACGGUUCCUGAUACCAACUCCACCUCGAGGACUAAAAGAAGGCAAGAUAAUAACGAGAACCCAGAAAUGGAGUGUCCGUCGCGGUUUAGGGGAAGAGUUGAUCCUGUAAAAUUCCUAUCAAUGAUGAAAGAAAAAAAAUUAUCAAAAAGAUGAAAAUAUUUAAUAUUUUUAAUUUUAAAAAUUGUAAAAUAUAAUUC
Theileria parva strain Muguga is the source of this 1557-nucleotide messenger RNA. It is a transcript of the gene CDKG-2, whose product is annotated as Protein kinase domain protein. The record is from RefSeq and is a predicted model, not a curated record. The transcript is spliced from 5 exons. NCBI's taxonomy places the organism in Eukaryota, Apicomplexa, Aconoidasida, Piroplasmida, Theileriidae. Bases 137 to 1513 code for a protein of 458 amino acids. Gene Ontology annotation, molecular function: ATP binding; cyclin-dependent protein serine/threonine kinase activity. Gene Ontology annotation, biological process: regulation of mitotic cell cycle; protein phosphorylation. Gene Ontology annotation, cellular component: nucleus.